AUGUCACAGAUGAAGCACAUUGAUAACACCCCAUCAACCCCAGAUCACCUUCUUCUUCCUCUCCUGUCACGUCAGAUCUCAAUAGGAGGCACCCAUGUUUCGGCCGCCCUCAAGCGCCGUGGGGAUGGCGUUCUUGGGCUUGAUAAUUUCAAUGACUAUUAUGAUCCUUACCUUAAGAGGGCGCGGCAGGCGCUCUUGGAGCGCACUGGGGUGUACAUUGUGGAGGGUGAUAUCAAUGAUGUUGCCCUCUUGAACAAGCUUUUCGAUAUUGUCCCAUUUACCCAUGUUAUGCAUUUGGCUGCACAGGCAGGGGUACGCUACGCCAUGGAAAAUCCUAGUUCCUACGUUCAUAGCAACAUUGCAGGCCUUGUUAGUUUGCUUGAGGUUUGCAAGAGUUCAAAUCCUCAGCCUGCUAUUGUGUGGGCUUCGAGCAGUUCUGUUUAUGGAUUGAAUACAAAAGUGCCUUUUUCGGAGAAGGAUAUGACUGACCAACCUGCUAGUUUAUAUGCUGCAACUAAGAAGGCUGGUGAGGAGAUUGCGCAUACUUAUAACCAUAUAUAUGGUCUUUCGCUUACUGGAUUGAGGUUCUUCACGGUUUAUGGACCUUGGGGUAGGCCAGACAUGGCAUAUUUCUUUUUUAGUAGAGAUAUUUUGAAGGGGAAGUCAAUUCCGAUCUUUGAGGCAUCUAAUCAUGGUACAGUUGCCAGGGAUUUCACUUACAUUGAUGAUAUUGUGAAGGGUUGUUUGGGAGCAUUGGAUACCGCUGAGAAGAGUACUGGCAGUGGUGGCAAGAAGAAGGGGACUGCCCAAUUACGUGUUUACAAUUUGGGGAACACAUCUCCUGUACCUGUUUCAGAUCUUGUGAGCAUUUUGGAGAGGUUACUCAAGGUGAAGGCAAAGAGGAUGAUUAUGAAGUUGCCAAGGAAUGGGGAUGUGCAGUUCACACAUGCUAACAUAAGCUUGGCUCAGAGGGAGCUUGGAUAUAAGCCGACGACAGAUCUCCAGACGGGAUUGAAGAAAUUUGUUCAAUGGUAUCUCAGUUACUAUAGUAAUGGGAAGAAGAGUGCACAGUAA
This is a messenger RNA of Fraxinus pennsylvanica, 1074 nucleotides long. The record is from the annotation of a GenBank genome assembly. Lineage: Eukaryota; Viridiplantae; Streptophyta; Magnoliopsida; Lamiales; Oleaceae.